UCCAUCCCACACCAGCAACCAUGCGUGUGGAGACCUGUCACUUCUGUUCCCGCCCGGCCUUCCCCGGGAAGGGCAUCACAUUCGUCCGCAAUGACGCCCGACAAUUCCGUUUCUGCCGCUCCAAGUGCCACAAGAACUUCAAGAUGAAGCGUCAGCCCCGCAAGCUGAAGUGGACCAAGAGUCACCGUGCCGCCCGAGGCAAGGAGAUGAUCGUGGACUCGUCGCUGGUUCUGUCCCAGUUCGCCAAGAAGCGCAACGUCCCCGUCAAGUACGACCGCAACCUGGUCGCCGCCACCGUCAACGCCAUGCAGCGUGUCGAGGAGAUUCGCCAGCGCCGCGAGCGUGUCUUCACCAAGCGCCGUCUGGCCGGCAAGUUGGCUCGCGACCGCCAGCGCGAGGCCGACCGCAAGGUCGUCGCCGAGGGCGAGCACCUUAUCCGCAAGGAGCUGCGCGAGCGGGAGGAGGGCCGUCCCAUGGUGGCCGAGCAGAGCAAGGUUGCCAACCGGGUUCACGGUGGAGAUCUGUUCAAGCAGAAGAAGAAGGCCAAGGUGUUGGUCGAUGGUGGUGUCGAGGAGGAGGCGAUGGACAUGGAUUAA
Molecule: messenger RNA, 596 nt
Organism: Penicillium cataractarum
Lineage: Eukaryota; Fungi; Ascomycota; Eurotiomycetes; Eurotiales; Aspergillaceae
Product: Ribosome biogenesis protein RLP24
Exons: 2
Coding region: 21-596 (191 amino acids)
Biological process (GO): ribosomal large subunit biogenesis
Cellular component (GO): nucleolus
Source: RefSeq, a predicted model, not a curated record